Molecule: messenger RNA, 1023 nt
Organism: Candida dubliniensis CD36
Lineage: Eukaryota; Fungi; Ascomycota; Pichiomycetes; Serinales; Debaryomycetaceae
Gene: HEM3
Product: hydroxymethylbilane synthase
Exons: 1
Coding region: 1-1023 (340 amino acids)
Biological process (GO): heme biosynthetic process
Cellular component (GO): cytoplasm
Molecular function (GO): hydroxymethylbilane synthase activity
Source: RefSeq, a predicted model, not a curated record
AUGCCUCACCAUAUUAUGUCAAUCAAUGAUUCUAACCAUGUUCAAAUUGGUGGUAGAAAAUCAAAAUUGGCAGUAGUCCAAUCAGAAAUUGUUAAGAAAGCUAUUGAAGACACUUUCCCCAAUUUAUCAUGUUCGAUAUUGGCAUUAUCAACAUUAGGUGACAAAGUACAAACCCAACCAUUAUAUACUUUUGGUGGGAAGUCAUUAUGGACUAAAGAAUUGGAAAUCUUAUUACUAGAUAGUGUUGAUGAAUUUCCUCAAUUAGAUCUUAUUGUUCAUUCCUUAAAGGAUAUGCCAACUAAUUUACCAGAAGAAUUUGAAUUGGGAUGUAUUUUCCAAAGAGAAGAUCCAAGAGAUGCUAUUGUCAUGAAACAAGGGUCAUCAUAUAAACUGUUGAAAGAUUUACCUGCGGGAGCCAUUGUUGGUACUUCAUCAAUUAGAAGAUCAUCACAAUUAAUUAAAAAUUAUCCUCAUUUAAGAUUUGAACUGGUUAGAGGUAAUAUUCAAACUAGAUUGAAUAAAUUAGAUCAACCAAAUAAUGAAUAUUGUUGUCUUAUAUUAGCCAGUGCUGGUUUAAUCAGAUUAGGAUUGGGUCACAGAAUAACAUCUUAUUUGGAUGAUAUGUAUUAUGCUGUUGGUCAAGGUGCCUUGGGUAUAGAAAUAAGGAAAGGUGAUGAUAAUAUCAAAUCAAUAUUAAAGAAAAUUGAAGAUCCUAUUGCCACUAUUUGUUGUCUUGCUGAAAGAUCAUUAAUGAGAUAUCUUGAAGGUGGUUGUUCUGUUCCCUUGGGUGUUCAUAGUGAUUACAAUGAAAGUAAACAAGAAUUAACUUUAAAGGGGAUAAUAGUUAGUCCUGAUGGAACGGUUUCUAUUGAAGAUCAAGUAAUCAAAAGAAUUACUUGUGAUGAAGAUUGUGAACAAGUUGGAAUUGAAUUGGGUGAUAAAUUAAAAGCAAAAGGUGCCAAAGAAAUAUUGGAUAAGAUUGAUAUGACAAGAAACAUUAAUGCCAGACCUACUGAAGUGUGA